Molecule: messenger RNA, 701 nt
Organism: Juglans regia (Persian walnut)
Lineage: Eukaryota; Viridiplantae; Streptophyta; Magnoliopsida; Fagales; Juglandaceae
Product: dCTP pyrophosphatase 1-like
Exons: 2
Coding region: 47-418 (123 amino acids)
Biological process (GO): nucleoside triphosphate catabolic process
Molecular function (GO): nucleoside triphosphate diphosphatase activity
Source: RefSeq, a predicted model, not a curated record
UGCAUGUGCUCAGCUAAAGCAUAAGAUCAGAAACUAAAUUUAGGAGAUGGAGAACUCUUAUGGGUAUCCAAGAAAAGCAAAGGAUGAUGUUUCUCUUCAAGAACUCAGAGAUAGGCUUGCUGAGUUUGCUCAAGUAAGAGGAUGGGAGCAGUAUCACAGUCCUAGAAAUCUCCUUUUAGCACUUGUGGGAGAGGUGGGAGAGCUGUCUGAAAUAUUCCAAUGGAAGGGAGAAGUAGCAAGAGGACUACCAAACUGGAGUUCUGAUGACAAGGAGCAUUUAGAAGAAGAGCUCUCGGAUGUUCUGCUCUAUCUGAUACGUCUUGCUGAUGUUUGUGGGCUUGAUCUUGGCCAAGCAGCACUGACAAAAAUAGUCAAGAAUGCAAGAAAGUACCCAAUUGUUAACCAAACAGCAACUUAAUUAAUUACAUGCAUGCUGUACCUCCAACCCCCUAGCGAGCUUGCUAGCUAGCUUAUAAUAAUUCCAUCCGCCCUUGUGGUUUUUCUCUAUAUAUAUAAUGAAAACUCGUUUCCAGAGUACUAUUUUAAUUCCCUGAUCUUUUAUGUAAGUUUAAGUACUUGUAAGUGAAAACGGUGUGCCUGCAUGCCGCCCAAGUACUACGUACUGUUUUGUACUUUGUCAUGUAUAUGAGAUCAUCUUUAAUCGAUCUCUUUAAUGAAAGCUAGUACUUCUUCAUGUUCAA